This is a messenger RNA of Leptidea sinapis, 1364 nucleotides long. It is a transcript of the gene fs(2)ltoPP43, whose product is annotated as probable RNA polymerase II nuclear localization protein SLC7A6OS. The transcript is spliced from 4 exons. NCBI's taxonomy places the organism in Eukaryota, Metazoa, Arthropoda, Insecta, Lepidoptera, Pieridae. Bases 131 to 1048 code for a protein of 305 amino acids. Gene Ontology annotation, biological process: developmental process. The record is from RefSeq and is a predicted model, not a curated record.
GCACAUGAAAUGAUGAAAAUAGCAAACAUUACAAGUUGAGCAUUGAAGAGUCAAGACUAUUCAUUAAUCAUUUAUUUAAUUUAUAAUCAGCAAAUAAUCAGUAUAAAUAUAAUUUGUGCUCACUACCAUAAUGUCGUCUACAGUUUUACGAGUCAAACGAAGACUUGAAGAUAACCCUCAAGAUGCAUUAAUUCUUCUCUGCAAACGAAAGAAAGUAGACACCGAAGAAAUAUCUCCGUCACUUUUUGUAUUUAGAGGGACUGUAGAUAGUCAGGAGAAUGUAUGUGUGAAAAACAUACUACCCAAAAAUGAUAUCAAAUUAAAGCAAAAUCUGAAUGUUAAAGAUGUCCUUAACAAAGCACGUAAAAAAAAGAAGGAGAUAUCAGUACAGAAGCGUUACGAAGUAGUAAACUCUAGCAGAGGUCUUGAGGAUGACUUCCAUUUGGUAGAUGUACAUCCAACUGGGCUUGAAAUGGAAGAGAUUAUGUUUACUUAUGAUUUGUAUACUUCAGCAGUUGAAGAGUUUGAUAUAAACAUGCUUGAUGAUCUUAUAAGUAUUGAACACUGUGAAUCAGAUCUUAUAAUGGGCACAAAAAAAGAGAAUGGGCAGCAGUCAUCUGAUGAAGCAGAUGAUGAUGAUGACUCAAAUGAUGAAAACAAUUGGAGGAAUGACUAUCCCGAUUCAGAAAAAAGCAGUAUAGAUGAGAAUGAUAUGGUGGCUGCUAUGAAUAGGUGUGACUUAGAUGAUCUAUCAAGUGAUGAUGGGGAAGAUAAGAUAUAUGAUUGUCCACCAGAUAUAUCACAGGAAGAUGUGAAACUGUAUGGUGCUGCAUAUGCAAAGUAUAAAGCUAGAGUUAUUGCGGAGGAAUCUGAUGUAAUGGAUGAAAAAAAUUUGGUACAUUCUAGAGCAAUGAAGGAUUUAGAUGAGGAAUCUGUCGAUGGGUACAAAGAUGACAGUGAUGAUGGGUUUUAUUAUGGGCAAGAGGAGGACUCCAAGCAGUUCUGUGAACAAUAUGGUACAGUUGAUGAAGUAUAUAAUCCAGACUGAGAUAGUUAUGUAGCAUUAGGUGGGAUUAUCUUUAAAGAGCUCUAAAUAUUAUAUUUUCAAAGUACCUACAUUUCAAAAUUUUAAGACCUUUGCCAGUUCAAAAUUUUCAUAUCAAUGUAUUAUUUCUAAAUAAUAUGUGCCUUCAAUAAUGUAUAAGAUUAGAAAAUAUUUUCGCAAUUUUUUAAAUUCUUAAUUGAAUGUGCUUUUUAUAUUCAAACAUACAUACAUAUAAACAGAUAAAGCCAUCUUGUAUCUAUUUAUUAUGAAUGGAGUGUUUAAAAAAGAAAAUAUAUAAACAAUAAAAUUUAAAACAUCA